AUGGACCCCGUCAUCAUUACGCCGGAUGACGUAGCUGAGGCGGUCCGUAGGGCCCCGAACUGGAAAAGUCCGGGACUCGACGGACUGCAUCACUACUGGCUGAAGGGGUUCGUGGUGUGUCACGCUGUUCUCGCCCGACAGUUUCAAGAGGCUCUCGACCAAAAGUCGCUCCCGAGCCUCUUCACUACUGGGAUCACUCAUUUGGUUCCUAAAGACCGAGAUUCCACAGACCCGAGCAAAUACCGCCCCAUAACGUGUCUACCUACCAUAUACAAGACACUGACAUCCAUUUUGAGCGCGAGAAUCACUCGUCACCUGAACUCAAAUCAGGUGAUGUCGCGCGCUCAAAAUGGAUGUCGGGGCGGCGGUCGUGGAACCAAGGAACCACUCCUCAUUGACGCGGUCAUUGGCAAGGUGGUUAAACGCAACCGUCGGAACCUCUCCGCCGCCUGGAUAGACUACAAAAAGGCAUUCGACUCAGUGCCUCAUACAUGGCUGAAGAGGGUCCUCGAGCUGUACAAGGUUGACUGUACAUUUCGAGACUUCCUCGGGCAGUGUAUGGGGCAGUGGAGUACGAUCCUUUGUCAUCUAGGCGAGCGGAUGACGGCUGCGGAGAACCACAUAAGGAUAAGAAGGGGUAUCUUCCAGGGCGAUUGUCUGAGUCCAAUCUGGUUCUGCCUCUCUCUGAACCCUCUUAGUACCUUACUGGAGGUUUCCGGGAGGGGAUUUCAGCUUCGGAGAGGAGGUACAAAAGUGACCCACCUUUUCUAUAUGGAUGAUCUCAAGUUAUUCGCAUCCAGUCGCGCUCAUCUUAUGGAAUUGCUAAACAUCACUUGUGAUUUUAGCAAUUCUAUUAGAAUGGAGCUGGAGACGGAUAAGUGUGCGGUCCUCCAUGUCGAAAGGGGUAGGGUUGCUAACUCUGAGGGCAUAGACUUAUCUAUGCCCAUCAACAUAAAGACCCUAUCCGAGGUUGAAACAUACCGAUACCUGGGUAUGUCACAGAACAUAGGUAUCGAUAAGGCGGACAUGAAACGGUCAGUUUGCGGUGUGUUUUAUGCACGCUUGACAAAAGUGCUUAACAGUCUUUUGUCAUUGUUCUCAUGUAUACCUUUGGCAUGCUCAGGUGGACUCAGACCGAACUGA
Molecule: messenger RNA, 1143 nt
Organism: Parnassius mnemosyne (clouded apollo)
Lineage: Eukaryota; Metazoa; Arthropoda; Insecta; Lepidoptera; Papilionidae
Source: the annotation of a GenBank genome assembly